Cyprinus carpio (common carp) is the source of this 1777-nucleotide messenger RNA. Its product is annotated as putative nuclease HARBI1. The record is from RefSeq and is a predicted model, not a curated record. Lineage: Eukaryota; Metazoa; Chordata; Actinopteri; Cypriniformes; Cyprinidae.
AUUAACUCGUUUUCAGUCAAUCUGACUGUUUUCACUACCGUUGCGUUCAUCAGAUUUGUUCGCUAUGAGAUAAUUUAAUUCAAGAGUUGGUUGCGUUCGGUUUUGUGUAAAAUACUGUGCUGAGCCGACAAACUAGAUCAUACAACCAGCUCAGUUUAAUGGCGACAGGUCCUCCUGAGUGUGUGGAAUGGCAAUCUCUAUCGCAAUCCUAGACUGUGACCUGCUGCUGCAUGGCCGGGGGCACAAAACACUUGAUCGAUUUGACAUUGAGACAGUGUCCGAUGAAUUUCUGAUGACAACGUUCGGCUUCCCACGCGAGUUCAUUUAUUAUCUGGUGGAACUGCUAAAGGACAGCUUGUUGAGACGGACACAGAGGUCACGAGCCAUCAGCCCAGAUGUUCAGAUACUCGCAGCCCUGGGAUUCUACACAAGCGGGUCCUUCCAGAGCAAGAUGGGAGAUGCGAUCGGCAUCAGCCAGGCCUCCAUGAGCCGUUGUGUUUCUAACGUCACUAAGGCUCUGAUUGAGAAAGCGCCCGAGUUUAUUGGCUUCACUCGGGAUGAGGCCACCAGGCAGCAGUCUAAAGAGGAGUUUUACCGAAUCGCAGGAAUUCCUAAUGUCUUGGGAGUAGUGGACUGUGCGCAUAUAGCCAUUAAAGCUCCCAAUGCAGAUGACUCUUCCUAUGUAAAUAAAAAAGGAUUUCACUCAAUCAAUUGCCAAUUAGUAUGCGAUGCCAGAGGGCUGCUGCUGAGCGCUGAGACACAUUGGCCAGGUAGUCUGACAGAUAGAGCUGUCUUUAAGCAAUCCAGUGUGGCAAAGCUGUUUGAAGAGCAAGACCAGGAUGAAGGUUGGCUUUUAGGUGACAACCGUUACCCUCUGAAGAAGUGGCUGAUGACUCCAAUGCAGAAUCCGGAGUCGCCUGCUGAGUACCGCUAUAACCUGGCCCACACAACGACGCAUGAGAUUGUGGACCGCACAUUCAGAGCCAUUCAGACACGUUUCCGGUGCCUGGAUGGGGCUAAAGGUUACCUGCAGUAUUCCCCAGAGAAAUGCUCCCAUAUCAUCCAGGCCUGCUGUGUGCUACAUAACAUCUCCCUGCAGUCUGGCCUUGAUGCCUGGACUUUUGAGAGAACUGAGGCCACGGACCAAUCAGGGGAGAGUAUCGAUCUCAAUGACACUGUCGACCCAGAAGCUCUCAGAGUUCGACAGGAACUCAUCCAAAAUCAUUUCAGCUAGGAUGGAAUUCACCAUUUAAUUGUUUGUUAAGGGAUAGCCCCCCACCUCCCAAAAAUAUCUGUCAUUUAAUCAUAAUUGAACCUUUUACUUGUUUCAAACUCAUCUUUCUACUGUGGAAAACAAAAGAUGAUAUUUUUGAGUUUUAAUUCAUUUCAUUGUAUGGACAAAAGUAAGUAAACAAAUAAAUAAACACACUGAGAUGUUUCUCAAAAUAUUGUCUUUGUAAGGAAAAGAGAAAGUCAUAAAGUUUUAGAAUGACUAAGUGAAUUAUGGUGGAAUUUUUGGGUGAAUUAUCCCUUUAUGAAUGUGCUUUUUGUCACUCUUUAUUGGUCCUGUAAACAACAAAAAUCUGCAAAGCUGGAGUUUUUUUUUUUAUUAUUAGUAUUUUCAAGUAAUGUACAUGUAAAGUAUUUAGGAAUGAGAAAAGGAAACAAACGGUAUUUUAUUACAAGUUAUUGUAAUUUAAAUUUAAUUUUGAUAUAUAUUUUACUCAAAACUUAUAGACCUGUAAAAUGUUGACCAAUAAAUAACACCUCAACAGUA